This is a messenger RNA of Rhipicephalus microplus (southern cattle tick), 2035 nucleotides long. RefSeq names its product intracellular coagulation inhibitor 3. NCBI's taxonomy places the organism in Eukaryota, Metazoa, Arthropoda, Arachnida, Ixodida, Ixodidae. The record is from RefSeq and is a predicted model, not a curated record. Gene Ontology annotation, molecular function: serine-type endopeptidase inhibitor activity.
GGGAGAGCUACGACGUCUGCGGAGGUUGAGGUCGUCGAAUACAUCAUGCUGGUGACCGCGGACAUGCCUUGCCGCAUCUGAUGGUCGAUAAGUUCAAUCAAACCCUCCAGACAAGAGUCCGGGUGAACACAGCCUUUUCCGAACGUGGACGUGGUCUGAUCUCACCAGCUGUUUAUUGGCAUGUCUGCUGCUCGAAGAGCUUUGCCUUCUGCAGUGCAAUAGACUAACAGGAGCAGGUGAGAACACUCGUGCUUAGAUGCCGGCGUAGAUUUCGUCCUGCAGCAUGAAGCGGUUUUGAUGAACGUCAACGUGUGUUCAGUCAAAGACCUAGAGAACUGCGUGUGUGUGUAUAUGUGCGCGUGGCCAUCCGAAAGUCAUACCUGAAGAGCACAUUGAAAAAAAACAGGACCUCAUCAUCGCAGUAGAAGUCGGGAUCUUCGGCGUGGCGGAGACCUUCGGGAGGAGGACGCUGGCUCGACUGACGGCGGAGAGCCGCUUGCCAUAACGGGAAAGUACGCAAGCACGCCAUCCUUCGGUCCUGAGACCACCGGUCGCGUCAUGGCGCCGCGGACGGCGACCGACCUGCACUCGUCGCUCCCUAUCCGCGAGACCAGGGCGUUCCCGUGGACGGCCACACUGUGGCCAGCCGUCCUGCUCCUGCUUACGUGCGCGCAGAUGACCGACGCACAGCAGGGCCUGCCGUUCGGCACGCGCAAGCUGGCCUUUUCGGCGAACCAGUUCGGGCUGGACCUGUACCGGGCACUGCGAGACGUGGGGAGCGAGUCCCGCCUUCUGCAGGCCGAGGGAAACGUGGCCCUGUGUCCCUUCUGCGUCAGCUCCUCGCUGGGCAUGCUCCUUCUGGGGGCCCGCGGCUCUUCGGCCAUGGCGCUGCGCCACGUCCUCUACCUGUGGGGGAUGCAGCACGUGCACCUUGCGGUGAGAGACCUGUCAUCGCACCUGGCGUUAAACCUGAGGGACGCCAACCUCCUCAUAUUCAGGAGCCUGUACGUGCAGCGCGACUUCGGCGUCAAGUACCCGUUUCAGCGGUCGCUGUACCACUUCUACAACGCGUCCGUGCAUUCGCUCGACUUCGCGGCCAACGCCGAGGAAGCGCGGCAGCACAUCAACGCCGUGGUCGAGAAGGCCAGUCACGCGCAGUUGGCGAACCUGCUGCCGGACACGCCGCCGCCGUGGACCCAGCUGCUUCUUCUGUCCGGCCUGCACUUGGACUCGCACAUCGAGCUUGACCUCGUGCCCGCAGAAGGGGUCCGCUGGAGGGCGCAGCCGCUCCUCAACGCGGCGAUCGAGUCGCUUGGCGGCAACCCUGCGAUGCUGGAGGCCCGCUGGACUCGGGUCCGGUACGCGCGCCACGACUACCUCAACUGCACGGCAGUCGAGGUUCCGUUGGCCGGAGGCGGGCUCAUCUCCUUGCUCACGCUUACGCCCAACGAGCAUGACGACAUGGGCCUGCUCGAGACACGCCUUAGCGCCCAGAGGAUCAGUGACAUCCUCGCCAACAUGCAAGUGCGAAGGGCAAACCUCAAGUUACCCCGCAUCAAGAUCGAGCACAGCCACGAGAAUCUGACCGACUCCCUGGCACAGAUGGGCCUCGCCUCGCUGUUCGGGCCCGGCAGGGCACAGCUCUUCGACAUGAGCGACGUGCCGUGGCUGCACGUCACCAACGUUGUGCACAAGACGUCCAUCGACAUCAAGGGGCCUCGUGUAGCCGCCGCCGGCGGUAGUGGGCAUGCAGCGCCACCACCACCGAACCCAACCAGCCGGCGCCGCGAACCGGCGUUUGUCGGCCCCUCCGAAGAGACCAUUGACGUAGUGCUCGACAGGCCGUUCCUUUACUUCGUCGUGGACAACGUUAGCGGACUGGUUAUAGCCAUGGGCAAAGUGCUGAACCCGUAAAUCGUUAGACCGUACGUGUGCGUCUACGCCAAGCCCGUACGUUAAUGAGCCUAACAUCUGUAGCCACAUGCGUGGGCAGUGUGCUCCAUUAGGAGUUGGAAGGCAGGCUUGACUGUCGCCC